Molecule: messenger RNA, 825 nt
Organism: Periconia digitata
Lineage: Eukaryota; Fungi; Ascomycota; Dothideomycetes; Pleosporales; Periconiaceae
Source: the annotation of a GenBank genome assembly
UAUUUUUUGAUUACCUUAUACACAACCACCAUGGCCUCCAAAGUUGUCCUCAUCACCGGCGCUAACACUGGCAUCGGUUACCAGAUUGUCCGCGCCCUUUGCAGCUCCAGCCACGCUUACGACGUCAUCGUUGGCGGUCGCACUCCCACAAAGGUGCAAGACGCUAUCAGCGCCGCCCAGAAAGAGUUCCCUGAUACCAAGAGCAAGCUCUCUCCAAUCCAGAUCGACAUUGAGUCGGAUGAUUCGAUCAACAAUGCGUUUGAGGAAGUCAAAUCUAAGUUUGGAAAGGUCGAUAUCCUCGUGAACAAUGCUGGCGCGCAAUUCGAUGCCUUGCUAAAGCAGGGCAAGCUCUCGGAGCGUGAGUUGUGGAACCAGACUUGGAACGUCAACAACGCCAGCACACAGGUCAUGACCUCGACCUUCGUUCCCCUUCUCCUCGAAGGAUCCGAGCAACGUCUGCUCUUCAUCACCUCGGGCACAUCUACCCUCGCCGGCUCCGAAAACCAAUCCUUAUUCGUCAACAAAUACCCGCCCAAGGGUUGGCCCAAGCCUAACUAUGGCGUCCCCGCAUACCGUAGCGCAAAGACUGGCUUGAACAUGCUGAUGAGGGAGUGGCACAAGAACCUUCGCGAAGACGGCGUCAAGGUCUUUGCCAUCUCCCCCGGCUUCCUGGCGACGGGUCUUGGGGGCAAUCCUGAGAUGAAUAAGAAGAUGGGCGGCGGUGAUCCUGAGGUUGCAGGGCCGUUCAUCAGAAGCGUUAUCGAGGGUGAAAGGGAUAAUGAUGCUGGCAAGGUCAUUAAUAAAGAUGGAGUUCAGCCUUGGUAG